Messenger RNA from Acanthaster planci (crown-of-thorns starfish), 4110 nucleotides. RefSeq names its product SPT16 homolog, facilitates chromatin remodeling subunit (gene supt16h). Gene Ontology annotation, biological process: transcription elongation by RNA polymerase II. Gene Ontology annotation, molecular function: nucleosome binding. The record is from RefSeq and is a predicted model, not a curated record. Gene Ontology annotation, cellular component: FACT complex. Lineage: Eukaryota; Metazoa; Echinodermata; Asteroidea; Valvatida; Acanthasteridae.
UUUUAUCUCCCGCCAUAUUCGUCACGCAGUGUGCUUUGCACGAAGACACGACAUUUUUUGUCGUGGUUUUUCAUCUACAGCGAACUUGUUUGUGAAAUCAGAAAAUCUCUUUGGUGCAAGCAACAUGUCGGGAAUCUCUGUGGACAAAGAUGCCUUUUUCAGGCGGAUGAAAGUGAUGUAUGACGCGUGGAAUAAUUCGUCCGAUAACAAUGGCCUCGGCAACGUUGACGCCAUUUACACAGCAGUCGGUCUGGACGAAGACGUCGUCUAUGCCAAGUCAACAGCCUUACAAACGUGGUUGUUUGGCUACGAGCUGACGGACACGGUCACUGUCCUGUGUGAGAGCAACAUUUUCUUCCUGGCUAGCAAGAAGAAAGUAGACUUCCUGCGACAGAUUGCUGACUCAGAGAAGGAGAAUCAGAAUGGGGUACCGGUCAUCACACUGCUGACCAGGGACAAGAGUGAUGGGAACCAGGCAAAUUUUGAGAAGUUGACAGAGGCUAUCAAGGCUAGCAAAGAGGGCAAGCGUGUAGGCACAUUUGUGAAGGACAAGUUUCCUGGUGACUUCAUGAACAGCUGGAGACAAGCUUUGACUGCUACCGGAGCAAAUGAGGUCGAUAUCAGCAGUUCCAUCGCCCAACUGAUGGCAGUCAAGGAAGAGAAGGAGAUUGCCCUGAUGAAGCGAGCAGCCCAGAUCACAUGUGAUGUCUUCAAUAAGAAAGUCAAGGAAGACAUUAUGGAGAUUGUGGAUGCAGAUAAGAAAGUUAGACACAACAAACUAGCAGAUAGUAUCGAAGCAGCCUUAGAGGACAAGAAGAUCUUAGGCAACACGGAUCCCUCUCUGGUAGAGGUCUGCUACCCUCCAAUCAUUCAGAGUGGAGGCAACUACAACCUCAAAUUCAGCGUCGUCAGUGACGAGAACAAACUCCAUUUUGGUUCCAUCACCUGCUCCCUGGGAGUGCGUUACAAAUCUUACUGUUCUAACGUCGUCCGAACCCUCAUGGUGGAUCCUACCAAAGAACAGCAGGAGAAUUACAAUUUCCUGCUCAGUGUGGAGGAAGAAGUCAUCAACAAGUUAAGGAGCGGCAAAAAGCUGUCUGAUGUGUAUAACGGUGCUGUGGCAUUGGUCAAGAAAGAAAAAGCAGAACUCCUACCAAAGAUGACAAAGAAUGUUGGGUUUCUGAUGGGGAUCGAGUUUCGCGAGGGUAGCAUGUUAAUCAACAGCAAGUCAGAAGCAGUAGCCAAGAAAGGUAUGAUCUUCAAUAUCAACGUUGGCUUCUCCAACCUCCAAAACAGUGAGGCGAAAGAUAACGGCGGCAAGAACUACGCAUUGUUUGUCGGCGACACUGUGCUUGUCCAGGAGGAGGGGCCUGCCGUGCUUCUGACACCAAUGAAGAAAAGAAUUAAACACAUAGGCAUCUUUCUCAAGGGUGAUGAUGAGGAUGAAGAUGAAGACCUUGAAGAUGCUAAACAGAAGCAGGAGGAGCUCUUAGGCAGGGGAAUGAGACGGGCUGUCUUGGAGAGUAAACUCAGGACGGACAUGACAGCUGAGGAGAAGCGGAAGGAGAGACAGCGAGAGCUGAGAGAGGAGAUGAACAGAGAGGCUCUGGAUAGAUUAAAGCAAGUCAAGGAAGAAUCCUCGAAGACCAAAACCAGAAAGUCCAACGCAUCUUACAAGCACGUAUCCCAGAUGCCCCGGGACCCUGAUGUACAGCGGUUACGUCUCUAUGUGGAUAAGAAGUAUGAAACGGUUAUCCUGCCUGUCUUUGGACAAGCUACGCCAUUCCAUAUAUCCACCAUCAAGAAUAUCAGUCAGAGCGUGGAAGGGGACUACACAUAUCUGAGAAUCAAUUUCUUUCAUCCUGGUGCUGCUCUUGGACGAUCUGACGGCAACAUGUUCUCCAACCCUGAAGCUACGUUUCUGAAAGAGCUGACAUAUCGGAGUUCCAAUACCAAGGGUGCAGGGGAAUCAUCAACUCCUUCCAGCAACCUCAACCUCGCCUUCAGACUUAUCAAAGAUGUCCAGAAGAAAUUCAAGACUCGAGAGGCGGAGGAGAGAGAGAAGGAGGGCAUUGUGAAGCAAGAUAAACUGAUCAUCAAUCCAACACGAGGGAACCCAAAGUUGAAAGACUUGUACAUCAGACCAAACAUUGUCCAGAAGAGAAUACAAGGCUCUCUGGAAGCACAUACAAACGGUUUCAGGUAUACGUCUGUCCGUGGUGAUAAAGUGGAUAUCUUAUAUAAUAACAUCAAGCAUGCCAUCUUCCAGCCGUGUGAUGGUGAAAUGGUUAUUGUUCUCCACUUUCACCUCAAGAAUGCCAUCCUCUUCUCUAACAAGAGACACGUUGACAUCCAGUUCUACACCGAAGUGGGAGAGAUCACCACGGAUCUGCUGAAACAUCACAACAUCCACGACAGGGACGACAUUGCUAGCGAACAGGCUGAACGUGAGCUUCGUCACAAGCUGAAGGCAGCCUUUAAGAGUUUCAUUGAGAAAGUGGAGAGUAUCACCAAGGGAGAUAUUGAGUUUGAGGUGCCAUUCCGUGACCUGGGAUUCCCCGGUGUACCACACCGUAGCACGGUGCAACUCUUACCUACCAGUAGCUGCCUUGUCAACGUCACAGAAUGGCCCCCAUUUGUCAUCUCGUUGGAGGAAGUCCAGCUGGUCCACUUUGAGCGUGUACAGUUUCACAUCAAGAACUUUGACAUGGUGUUCAUCUUUAAGGAUUACACACGCAAGACGGCCAUGGUGAACGCUGUUCCCAUGAAUCUCCUGGACAACGUCAAAGAUUGGCUCAAUUCUUGUGACAUCAAGUACACAGAAGGCAUCCAGUCUUUGAAUUGGAGUAAGAUCAUGAAAACAAUCCUGGAUGACCCCGAGGGAUUUUUUGAGAACGGUGGAUGGAACUUCUUGGAACCAGACAGUGAUGGAGGCGAGGAUGAAGAUGAGGAAUCUGAGGAGGAUGCCUAUGAACCCUCAGGUUCCGAGGAGGAAGUGGACAGUAAUGAAUCCGACAGUGAUGAUUACUCGGAGGAGUCCGAGUCUGAUAGUGAUUACUCAGAAGAGGAACUUGGAAGCAGUGAAGAAAGUGGGAAAGAUUGGGAUGAGUUGGAGAAGGAAGCAGCGUCAGCGGACCGACGAAGAGACUGGAACGAAGAGAUGGAAGAGGAGACACUGAGUCGUAAGAGAAAGCGCAACGAGGCGUCUCGCAGCGACAACAGGAGACAUGACGCCAAGAGGAGGCGUUGAAAGACCAGCUGUUUGCCGGAUAGUCACACCGCCGGAUAGAGGGCGCUGCACAGAUGCCUACCAUGCAACAUCUGUACAUAUUGCUAGUUUGGCCCUUUUAGAUGUAGAAGUGGGUACGUCUGAUGGGUCUUCAACAUAUUGGAAUCCCAAGUAAUGUUGACUUUUGUACAAACAAAAGGGAUUCACCAGUGUACACUUGUGGAAUUUGUACAUUCGAUUUUUCCGUCAGUGAAAGGGGGAUAUCUGAGUUAUGAAAGAUGAAAAUUGAAGUUGCUUUGAGCUGUGACAUUUAUUGAAUCAUUCAUCCGACCCACCAAUGUCAGUGGUUUAACUAAAAAUUCUACCUAAGAGGGAAAGGUUUUUCAUUGGUAAGUAUCGUCAAGCCUAGGCUUGAGAUCAAGUCGGUAAUUGGCAGGGUGUAGUCCACCUUCCUCGUGAUACGUAACGUGUGCAUAACGUGUUUGCAGUUUUAAUAAUGCGGGAACAGUCAUUGCAACCUCGUUCCCCAAUAUGCGUGUUCGGUGGUGCCCAAUUACCGACAUAAACAAUUCGCAAGCCCAUUUGUGUACAACAUAUGGGGCCUGCUACCAAAAUUGGGCGGUGCACCUUGACUGGCUAAGAAUCUCGAUUAUAUGAAUAUUUAUUUUAGGGGUAGUUUGAUUGGUUGGUUGAAUGCUUAUUAGCAACAACCACAGUCUCGUUCAUUGAAGUGGGUGUUUACAUUAUUCUAAAAAGAUGGUUAACCAUAAAAGCAUCCUUGUUUUAAAACCAAAAACAGAUAUUUAAUAGAUUUUUUCUUGAAUGGAGUAUAGUUUGUCUUUAGGCGUCAUAUUAAACACCACGGGUCAUUUGGUAAACAC